AUGUCCUCUCCCAUCUUCCUUCCCCCUCUCCCUUCAGACUCGCUUCCUCCGGCGCCUCUACCUGCACCUCAUUCCCCCCAACUCAAGAAAAACUCCGACCUAGCAGUAGUCUUCAUCACCGUAGGUUUGCCUAUAAUAAUUAUUGCAGCAGCUCUGUGCAGAAGAAAUAAUACCAAGGUUAAACGCGUAAGUGAUGGACGGAAGAAUAUCGAGACGGGACGAGAAGCAGAGGAAGAAGAUUUGGAGGCGUCUCGGCGUGGUGUAGGGCCAUCACCGGCAUCUCCAUUGCCGCAGGGAACUGAGCUUGUACGCUAUCAAGUUGAAGUUGGUGCUAAAAGAUCUGUCUGCGCAAUCUGCAUGGAGGGCUUCCGGCCAUCGGAGUGGGUCCGUGCCAUGCCCAGGUGUAAGCAUGUGUUUCAUUACCUCUGCGUUGAUCCUUAUUUGAUCAGAGAUCAGACGUGCCCCAUUUGUAAAAGAGAUUUCGCCAAAGAGUUCCCCACUGAUAAAGCUGUUGUUGGUCUGUCGAGUUUUGUGAAGUCUGCGCACAAAAAUCAGUAG
This is a messenger RNA of Nelumbo nucifera (sacred lotus), 558 nucleotides long. The record is from RefSeq and is a predicted model, not a curated record. Lineage: Eukaryota; Viridiplantae; Streptophyta; Magnoliopsida; Proteales; Nelumbonaceae.